Messenger RNA from Danio rerio (zebrafish), 2732 nucleotides. RefSeq names its product 3'-phosphoadenosine 5'-phosphosulfate synthase 2a (gene papss2a). The record is from RefSeq and is marked provisional. Gene Ontology annotation, molecular function: sulfate adenylyltransferase (ATP) activity; ATP binding; adenylylsulfate kinase activity. Gene Ontology annotation, biological process: sulfate assimilation; 3'-phosphoadenosine 5'-phosphosulfate biosynthetic process. Lineage: Eukaryota; Metazoa; Chordata; Actinopteri; Cypriniformes; Danionidae.
AAACUACCUUCCAACUCACCUGUUCGUCCCGCCUACGACCGCACUUCACCGGAGCAACAUGCCUGGAAACAAUACACUGGAUAUGCAGAAGUCCACUAACGUGGUUUACCAGGACCAUCAUGUCAGCCGCAGUAAAAGAGGGCAAGUUGUAGGCACCAGAGGAGGAUUUAGAGGAUGUACAGUCUGGCUCACAGGUCUAUCUGGGGCUGGUAAGACAACAGUAGGAUUCGCUUUAGAGGAAUAUCUGGUCUCGCAUCGCAUUCCCUGCUACUCUCUGGAUGGUGACAACAUCCGUCAUGGUCUGAAUAAAGAUUUGAGCUUCACCUCAGAGGAUCGAGAGGAAAACAUUCGGCGUAUUGCAGAAGUGGCCAAACUGUUUGCAGAUGCUGGACUCGUUUGCAUCACAAGUUUCAUCUCACCAUUUACCAAAGACCGUGCAGAAGCUCGAAUCAUUCAUGAGAAAGCUGGUUUGCCCUUUUUUGAGGUGUUUGUGAACGCUCCUCUGGACGUGUGUGAAAGCAGAGAUGUUAAAGGACUGUACAAAAAAGCAAGAGCUGGACAGAUUAAAGGCUUCACUGGUAUUGACUCUGAGUAUGAGCAUCCGGAGGCUCCAGAGCUGGUGUUGAGGACUGGAGAGCUCACCGUCAACGAGUCCAUUCAGCAGCUGGUAGAGCUUCUGAAGAAGCAUAGCAUCAUUCCCAGUGGAGUAGUGGAGGAGAUUAAUGAACUCUUUGUGCCAGAGAACAGACUCAAGCUGGCACAGGCAGAAGCCAGCACCCUGCCCUCUAUCAGCAUCACCAAGUUGGACUUACAGUGGGUGCAGGUGUUGGCUGAAGGAUGGGCCAGUCCUCUGAAGGGCUUCAUGAGGGAGAGAGAAUACCUCCAAGCCAUUCAUUUCGACACCCUUCUGGAAGGUUGUGCCAUUAAUCUCUCGGUGCCCAUUGUCCUUCCUGUUGCCACUGAGAUUAAAGAGCGUCUGCAAGGCACCGCAGCUGUGGCUCUGAAGUACCAGGAAAAACCCAUCGCCAUCUUGCGCAACCCUGAGUUCUACGAGCAUCGAAAGGAAGAGCGAUGUGCACGCCAGUGGGGGACAACCUGCCCCAAACACCCUUAUAUAAAAAUGGUUUUGGAAAGCGGUGAUUGGCUGGUAGGAGGUGACCUGGAGGUUUUGGAGCGAAUCAAAUGGAACGAUGGGUUGGAUCAGUAUCGUCUCACUCCACGGGAGCUGAAGCAACGUUUUAAAGAGAUGAAAGCAGACGCUGUGUUCGCUUUUCAGUUAAGGAACCCGGUGCACAAUGGCCAUGCUCUGCUAAUGACGGACACACGUCGAAGAAUAAAUGAGCGCGGGUAUCGAAGGCCUGUGCUGCUUUUGCAUCCAUUGGGUGGCUGGACCAAAGACGAUGAUGUGCCUCUGGAGUGGAGGAUGAAACAGCAUGCGGCUGUGAUGGAGGACGGCGUUUUAGACCCUAAAUCCUCCAUUGUGGCUAUCUUUCCUUCUCCUAUGAUGUAUGCUGGGCCUACUGAGGUUCAGUGGCAUUGUCGUGCAAGGAUGGUGGCAGGGUGUAAUUUCUACAUUGUGGGUCGUGAUCCUGCUGGGAUGCCUCAUCCUGAGUCCGGGCAGGACCUGUAUGAACCAACUCAUGGUGCUAAAGUUCUGUCCAUGGCUCCUGGACUCAACUCUGUGGAGAUUAUUCCCUUCAGAGUGGCUGCAUACAACAAGACCAAGAGGGCUAUGGACUUUUAUGACAAAGACAGACAUGCUGAGUUUGAGUUCAUCUCCGGGACUAAGAUGCGCAAGCUUGCCCGCAGUGGAGAAAACCCUCCUGAUGGCUUCAUGGCCCCUAAAGCCUGGAAGGUUCUCACAGAGUAUUACACUUCCCUACAGAAAGUCCAGUGAUGAAACAUGUGGAAACACAACACACCGAAGACCUCAGAGCAACACAGAAGCACUAAACUACUUAAAGGCAUUGACAAAUGAAGGUGCACAUUUACAACAAGCUGGUAACCGAGAAGAAUUGAAGAAUUGUUUUACUACACCAUUGUUUUUUUAAUACGAACAUGUUUUCUCAACUGUGAAAUUUAAACUGAUGUGCCUUGACUAACAUUCCCAAAGAGAUUAUUACCUUGCAUUAUAAAAUGUGCCUUUUAUGCAUUACAGUGAAAUAUUAUAUUAUUUGUAAAUUGAAUGAAGCAAUUACUGUACUGGUUAAUGGUGUUGGGGACUGUAAGAGGUUUUUUAUGUUUUAAGAUGCAGUAUAGAUUUUAAUAUUGUGACAUAUUAAAACAAUUUGGCAUUUUCUAUUAUAUAUACUUCUUACCUAAAAAACAUACUAAUAUGAUUUUUUCCCCAGAAACUUCAAAAAGAACAACAUUUGCUUAAAUAUUAACAUUUUCUGUAACAAAAUAUUUACUGCCACCUUAAAUCAAUGAAUUGCUUAUUGGAUAUUUUUAUAAUUUUAUUUUUAUAUGACUUAAAAAAAAAUCUUACUGACCCCAAACUUCUCAUGACCAGAAUCCUUUUACAUUUUUAACCUCUCAUGAACAGAUUUAACAUUUUGGGAUCAUAUUAGGGGGACAGAAAGACAUACUAGAGCAAAGAAAUAUUUAUUUUAUUAUAAGACAAUAUUAAAUAAUACUAUUUUAUUAAAGAUGUAAAAAACACAAUAUAAUGUCUCUGAGAUUUCUGUAUAUCUUAUUCGUUUUAAUAAAAUCUUUGUACUGUGAUUACAUAA